Pseudophryne corroboree (corroboree frog) is the source of this 3695-nucleotide messenger RNA. RefSeq names its product RNA-binding protein 4B-like. The coding region runs from base 174 to 1202 and encodes 342 amino acids. NCBI's taxonomy places the organism in Eukaryota, Metazoa, Chordata, Amphibia, Anura, Myobatrachidae. The transcript has 2 exons. Gene Ontology annotation, molecular function: mRNA binding. Gene Ontology annotation, cellular component: nucleus. The record is from RefSeq and is a predicted model, not a curated record.
GAUUGGGUAGCCGUUGCCAGGGGACGGUAGCCUUGCCGGCGUGUGGCAGGGCAGACCGGCCAUCUUUUGUGUGUCGGAUUGUGUUUGGAGGAGGCGGCGGCGACGGCGAGUCGACGGGAAGAAGCGGAGAGGGAAGAAAGCAUUGGUGUAUCCUCAAACACUACCCCUGAGCCAUGGUGAAGAUUUUUGUUGGCGGUGUGUCACCAUCUGCUUCCCCUGAGGAGUUAAAGAAGCUUUUCGAAAGAUAUGGUCAGGUGAAUGAGUGUGAUAUCCUCAAAAACUAUGCCUUUGUCCAUAUGGAGCGUGAGCAAGAUGCCCACCGAGCCAUAGGUGAGCUGCACAAACAGGAGUUUUAUGGUUCCCAUCUUACUGUGGAAUAUGCAACAUCGAAGAUACGCAAUGCCACCAAAAUAUAUGUGGGCAACGUCUCAAGCAGGGCAACUACAUCACAAGUGAAGGAGUUGUUUGAGAAGUUUGGCAAAGUGGUAGAGUGUGACAUUGUCAAAAAUUAUGCUUUUGUGCACAUGGCCAAGGAGAGGGAAGCCAUGGAUGCCAUUUUGCACCUUAAUGACACGCCUCUAGAGGACCAGAAGAUUUUCGUGACACUGUCCAAGAGCAACAAUGCACCAAAGAGCUCCAAGUUAGGCUCUGUAACUGUGGUGGGAGCCCCAACAGGUCCACCACCGCCACCUCCUCCUCCACCACCUGCGUAUUACUUUCACCGUGGGCGCCUUCCACCACCCCCACCUCCUUUCUCACCAUUUCCGCCUCGUUCUUGGUAUGAGAGGGAGUACUAUGAGAGGUACACCUAUGACUUCUAUGACAGAAGUGGGCUUGGAGCUCGUGCUACAUAUGAUAGAGCUCUGACUCCAGCAGCGGUAAUGGCUGCAGCUGCUGCCGCACUGCCUACGGCACCUGUAGCUGCGGCCCCUCCAGCUCCACCAUCGAUAAGUGCAGCUUUAGCUCCGGCUGCAUACAGGGACAGAAGCCCCGUAGGGAGAAGAACAGCAGCAGCAGCGGCCGCAGUAAUGGCACAGUAUGCCGAUCCAUAUGGUGCAUCUCAAGCCUACAGCCAGAGUUACAGCCAAGCCUACGCCUCUGCUUUCUCUCAGUAUAGCUUGGGAGCAGCAGGCUACAGUCCCGCUGAGUACUACGAGAAAUAUGCUAACGGGUAUGCAGGCCAGUACAGCCAAACUUAUUAAGCCACACAAAUCCACCUACACCGCCAUUUUCCCAGUCUGCUUUUUUCACUCUCUACAGAGUUUGCAAAGAGAUGAAAGAAAUUUGUUCAUAGUUACUGUAAGUGACUGAUGGGAUUUAGAGCUCUAUCAACCCCAGUAAGCAUAGACAGCAUGAGAAAGGCAGCAAAUGGGAAACUGGUUAAUAUACCGUCUUUGUGAUAAAAAAAGAAAAAUAUCUAUCCUUACAUGGUUAGUCUGAAAUAUAGCAUACAGCAUGUUUCUCCAUAAUUAGGAGUUCACUUUUUUCAUUUGUUUAAUCAUGUGAUUAUAUAUAUAUAAACACACACACACACACACACACACACACACACACACACACACACACACACACACACGUAUAUAUAUAUAUAUAUAUCAUAUAUAUAUACAUACUGUAUAUAUAUAUAUAUAUAUUUUUUUUUUAUGUAUAAAUAUAUAUAUACAGGUUGAGUCUCCCUUAUCCAAAAUGCUUGGGACAAGAGGUAUUUUGGAUAUCGGAUUUUUCCGUAUUUUGGAAUAAUUGCAUACCAUAAAGAGAUAUCAUGGAGAUGGGACCUAAAUCUAAGCACAGAAUGCAUUUAUGUUACAUAUACACCGAUACACACAGCCUGAAGGUCAUUUUAGACAAUAUUUUUUAUAACUUUGUGCAUUAAACAAAGUGUGUCUACAUUCACACAAUUCAUUUAUGUUUCAUAUACACCUUAUACACAAAGCCUAAAGGUCAUUUAAUACAAUAUUUUUAAUAACUUUGUGUAUUAAACAAAGUUUGUGUACAUUGAGCCAUCAAAAAACAAAGGUUUCACUAUCUCACUCUCACUCAAAAAAGUCCGUAUUUCGGAAUAUUCCGUAUUUCGGAAUAUAUGGAUAUGGGAUACUCAACCUGUAUAUAUAUAUAUAUAUAUAUAUAUAUAUAUAUUUGCAUGUAGAAGUGGCACUCUGGGAACAAUACUAAUGCCAGGGUGCCUUCCAAAAUAACAGUCAAUACAAUACCAAAAUCCUAGGAAGGAAAAGCGAAAAGCGGCACUCAUCCUGUCUUAAGAAAGCACCUGAUGAAAAGGCCCCUGUGGCCUUGAAAUGUCGUGAGGAUAAACUGCACCUAUUAUUGCUUUCUUAAGAGUGGAUGAGUGCCGCUUUUCGCUUUUCCUUCCUAGGAUUUUGGUAUUAUAUAUAUAUAUAUAUAUAUAUAUAUAUAUAUAUAUAUAUAUAUACACACACACACAUAUAUACACACUCAUUGAGCAGUUGACUUGUAAACUAUAACUGUCACACCGUAUGUCACGUGCAAAAAGUAUUGCUUAGGUUCUCUUGAUGAUAUAGUAUAUUAAACACGAGCACCGGCGCUGAAGGUUAGCUAAUAAACAGUGACUUGGAAAACAAUAUAUUCAAUACACUGCACCAGGACUAAGCAGCCUUGCAAAUGUACUUUGUCAACUACUGACUGUUUAGUAUGACGUAGUUGUUGAGUGAUUUUAACAUAAUAUUUAAGUUUGUAUAAAGCUAGCACAUGGCAAAGCACAUGAAAAGCCAGCAUAAAGGAAUACAUAUUUUUUCCUAUAAGACAGGAGGAAUGUAAUGCUGGGUACAUACUGGCCAGUAUAUCUGCUGUUUAAUUGAACAGCCAAUAUAUCUUGGGUGCAUCGUUCACAGACAUAUUGCGUUGGCCCGGAAGCACAACUGAUGGUCGAUAUUUCUGCCACGCAUUGUGUUGUGUGCACGGGCAUUCGGCAAUUGCUGCGGGGGCCGACAUCACAGCUGGGCAGGCAAAUUCAUAUGCCCAUCCAGUUGCAUGAUGGGGAAUCACAUAUUGAGUGCUGAUCAAGAGUGUACACUUACCAUGAUCGGCUGCUCGGUCGGCGUGCCGGCGGGGCCACCGACAUAUCUGUCUGGUGUGUACCCAGCCUAAGAAAACACAACAGGCCAAUCAUCUGUAGUAAACUGCAGGAUGCAGAGGGCAAAAGCUGGCUGGUUUUGUAGUUGACAAGAAGCAACACACCAGAACAGGGAAAACACAUAGAUUAUGUAGGGUUUUAUGAUGAUUAUGCUGAUUAUGAGAUCAGUAAUAUGUACAUAUUGUAGUGCUGAAUAAUAUAUCACAGGCCUGGUUUAACAAUAAAUCAAUACGUUUUAACAUAUAUAUAUAUAUAUAUAUAUAUAUAUAUAUAUAAUGAAAACAACAUAAUGUGUAUUGUUUAUUUUUAAGUUACAAACACAAUAAGUUUAAAUAUCACAGGUUAAAUAGGCAAAGUAUGUAAUACAUUAGCAGGCAGCAGUAGGGCUGUGGGGAGAGAAUGGUUUUGAAAUCCUUAUAAUAAUCUAUUCCUGUAGUCUCGUUUUAUAAUGUGAUCUGAUCUUCAUGUAAGAUUUAGCAAUAGAUAAAGAAAAAUCCAGACAACAAAAUUCCCAAUAACAUAAGGGGUAAUUCUGAGUUGAUCGCAGCAGGAUUUCUGUUAGCAGUUGGGCAAAACCAUGUGCACU